Sus scrofa (pig) is the source of this 11386-nucleotide messenger RNA. The record is from RefSeq and is a predicted model, not a curated record. NCBI's taxonomy places the organism in Eukaryota, Metazoa, Chordata, Mammalia, Artiodactyla, Suidae.
CUGGUGUGGUUCUUUGAACUUUUGCUUCCGUUCGCUUCAAGAAAAGCAACACGACAGCCAGGUCCCGGGGUGGGGGGCGGGGGGAGAAGCUUCCCUAUGGGGCAUUUCAGCGUUUUACUGCAUGAAACGUGGUGUAUUCAAAUCUCUCAGCCUUUGGGAGGAAACACUCAGAACGCGAACUCCGAACUGGCCAAGAUGAAAGACAAGUUUCAGGAGCACGCUGAGCUUUUUCCCAGCACCCUCCCCUGGUUCAGCGGCUUCUCAACCUUUAAGGUGCAUGCGAAUCACCUGGGGAUCUCGCUACUUAAGCUGAUUUGAGGCACUAGGUCUGGGGCGAAGUCUGAGCUGCUGCAUUUUCAAGCAAGCUCCCAGGUGAUGCUGAUGUGCUGGCUCAAGGAGGGCCACGCUAGGAGUACACGAGGGACGCGCCACCGCCAGGUGUGCCUAUGCCCAGCCUCAGCGUUCCGGAUCGGUGUCCCGCGCGUCCCUGGCCUUCCGCCGGGAGGGGAGGAGCCGGGGGCGGAGCGGGAGGAGUGGCGCGGUCCCCGCGUGGGUCCUGCCGGAGAUCACCUCGGCCCCUUGGAGAGGCGGCCGAGCUGCUGCGGCGGCGCAGGAGGGGGCGGGUUCGGCGAGGGCGCGGCCUCUACGAGCGGGGCGCACGACACGCAUCCCCGGCGCUCGCUCGGGCCGCUCGGGAGCCUCGCGGCAGUCCGCUGCCCCACUUGGCAAUCCGCUCCGUGCUCCUUCCUCGCGCCCGCCUCCUCUUGUCACCUCCCGUCUCAGCCUCCUCACUCCAUCCCGGCUGCAUCCACCGCCAGCCGAGAGUCUCCAAGAGCGAGAGGUGGUGCGCCGGACUGCAGGGCGCGCCCUCCGGCGGACCCCAGCUCGGCAUUGGGGGGCACGGGCAGCGGCAUGGACACCAAGCGCUGCUUCGCCAACCGCUUCGAUGACUACCAGGGCAGCCUGCUGGCGGGCCAGUGCGAGGAGGCGGUGGCGCCCUUGGUCACGGCCACCAUCGAGCGCAUCCUCCAGGAGCUGCCCCCGCUCGGGGGCGGUGCCGAAGGCCGGGGGGCGGCGGCCGCGGCCAGCAGCUGCCAGGGGGGACUGUACGGCGGCGUGGCUGGGGUGGCCUACAUGCUCUACCACGUCUCGCAGAGCCCGCUCUUCGCCGGGGCCCGGGAGCGCUACCUGCGCUCGGCCAAGCGCCUCAUCGACGCGUGCGCCCGCGCCGAGGAGUGGGGCGAACCGGACGCCGACACCCGGGCCGCCUUCCUGCUCGGGGGCGCGGGCGUGUACGCCGUGGCCACGCUCGUGUACCACGCCCUGGGCCGGUCCGACUACGUGCAGCCGCUGGGCAAGUUCCGGGCUCUGUGCGCCGUCUGCGCGCCUGUCUCCUUCCUGGAAUGCGGCUCCGACGAGCUGUUCGUGGGCCGCGCGGGCUACCUGUGCGCGGCGCUUGUGCUCAAGCAGAAACUCGCCCAGGAGGUGUUGACGCCAGCACAGAUCAAAUCAAUUUGCCAGGCGAUUCUGGACUCCGGGAAGCAGUAUGCCAUGAAAAAGAGGAAACCAUUCCCUCUGAUGUAUUCUUACUAUGGAACCGAAUACUUGGGAGCAGCUCAUGGCCUGUCGUCCAUUCUCCAGAUGCUUCUUUCUUACCAUGAGCACCUCAAGCCCUCAGAUCAGGAGCUGGUGUGGCAGAGUGUGGACUACCUGAUGGAGCAGGAACAGAACUGCAACUGGCCGCCUGAGCUCGGCGAGGCCAUCGAGAGGGAGAACGAGCUGGUACACUGGUGCCACGGCGCCCCAGGAAUUGCCUACCUGUUUGCCAAAGCUUAUCUGGUUUCCAAGAAACCGCAGUACCUGGACACAUGUAUCCGGUGUGGGGAACUCACGUGGCAGAAGGGCCUGCUAAAGAAGGGGCCAGGGAUUUGCCAUGGGGUAGCUGGCAGUGCCUACGUCUUCCUGCUGCUGUACCGGCUCACAGGAAACUCUAAAUACAUCUACCGAGCCCAAAGGUUUGCUGAAUUUUUAUUUACCGAGGAAUUCAAGGCCGGUUCCCGGGUCCUUGAAAGCAUAUACAGCUUGUACGAAGGCUUCUCCGGGACCGUGUGCUUCCUGAUCGAUCUGCUGCAGCCCAACCAGGCUGAGUUCCCGCUCUUCAGCGUCUUUGUUUAGAAGGCUCCGUGUCCCCCCCACCCCUCCCGUGGCUCCGCAGAAGGUCCCUGAGAUUUCCUGAGCCUACUACCCAAGGCAGUUUGCACAUAAGCCACAUUCAAUGGUAUCACAGCCAGGAGCCUUAACAUUGCCGUCGGAAGGAAGGAAAGGAGCAGGCAGGUGAAAGCAACAUGAUGCCAGAUUCCAUAGAGAUGGAGUGUUUCAGGGGAUAGGUGUGAGGCCAGAGAGCAGAGGGAAAAGGGAAAGAGAAAGCACCUGUCUUUCACUUAUGGCGUGGAAAACCAAGUUGAAAUGCGGGCUCUGGCAAUGAAAGGCCCCAAAUACCUUUGCCCUUGGAGGGAGAAUGUGGCCAUUUGUGGGUGCCCCGCACCCCCAAAUUCAGAAGCAAAGACAAUCAGAAACCGAAAGUAAUUGCCCAGCUGAAAAUUGCUAGGAGGGCUAAGCGUCAGGUUGCCCAAGGACAAAAAGGGAAACGCUUGGUUGUCCUUUGCCUUUGCGUAUUGAAAUUCGUGAUUUUUAAUGAGUGGAGAAAUUUGCAUAUGAAUCUCUAUUUUUUACCAUUACCCUGGGCACGUUAAGGAAGCAUCUCAUAACUUAGUUGAAACCCUCAGUUUCCAGCUUUCCUUAGGCAUUAGAGCAUCUCUUCUCCUGGUUCCUUUUUCUUUCCGAAACCUCAAUUAGAAUCGUAAAAUUCCUAGGCUAACAAAUACUGCAGCAAGUGUUGCUGUCGACUUUUUUCUCAAUCUGAAGCUUCAGCUGUGUAUUGUCGAUUGUUAGUAAUUUUUAAAAUGCUUAUGUAAUCCCUACGAGGCUAUUAGCUGAACUGUACAAUAUACUUGUGGUAAAAAUCACUCGUCUCAAAGAUCAGGGUAACUACUACGAAGGUGGGUCGUUUCUGCCUUUGAUGGAACACUGUGUCCCCUGGAACAGGCACAUACUGGCCUAGAAAAGGACCCAUGAUGGUGAAAAAAAGAACCUCGCUCAGUUUUAUUCUCUGAGAUUAAGAGAUCCGUGAACUCCCUGGCUGAUCCCUUACCUUCUAAGACACAGGCUCCACUAGAAUUUGUCUGUAAUACUCGCUGAGCCAGGUUGCCAUAUUAAAUUCAGCCCUGCUGUAAACACACAGAAGUUGUAAAACUGCUUCGAGUACGUAGUGAUUUGCAGAAUACGGUAGAAACAUCUGUCACUUCAAUACUCAGAAGACGAAUUUACCCGUUUCCUAGAAUUGGGUCACCGGCCAUUUCACAUAUCAGAGUGAAGAGGAAAUUGCAUACUGUAUUAAUUUAACAGUUAUUUAAAUAGUCAUUAAGUAUUUGGAUAUAUUUGAUAGAUGUAGAAUAUAUACGUAUACAAUCAGUGCUUAAGUUUACAUGGGGAGAGAGAGAUAUAUAUAUUCAUUCUGCAUCUAUCUCCAUGUAAACCUAAGCCCUUAUCUAGUUCAGAAGUUCCCGACUUCUCAAUUCAUAGAUGAACUUUGGGAGGAGUUGGGGGAUACCCUGUUGCCUACAAAUGGCGUGUGUUUGUGUGUGUGUGUGUUUGUGUGUGUAUGUGUGUGCACGCGCGCAUGCGUGCUUUUUUCUGGCAGCAGGAUCUCUGGCAUUCAUUAAGAUUCUCAAAGAACCUGUGGCUAAAGAAAGGUAGGAAGCGUCUUUGUGUAUGUUGUGACUCUGUUUACAUGUGCACUCAUCAGAACCGACGAGGACAAAAUGCUUCUGAAAAGCACGUACCCUUUGAGCUCCUUGUUUCAUCUUCACAUGCUCGGACAAUUGGCCUCCAUUGUUCAUCUUUGAACACGCUCAGGUUGGGGCAGAACCACAUAAAGAGCAGCUUUCAGGUGACUCCCAGAGUUGGGUUCUGGAAGUUCUUUCAUGAAUGGACCUCUCGGAAAGCCUUAAGACAAAAUGCCUUCUACAAAGCAGCCUCCUUUUGAGAUGAUGGUGUGUGUACCUGGUCUUCACCAUUGGGUUUCAGAUUCAUUUCAUCUGACUCCUCUAGGCUGAAGGUCAUAAGCAUUCAAUAGACAGGGCUCAUAGAACGCGCGCGCCUUUCUCUUCGUCCAGCAACACUUCAAGGUCAUUUACGUGAUUGAUCCAAAGUCUCACAGUUAGGAAGGGGAAGAAUGAGGAUUCGGACCCAGGGUGUCCCUUCCCAAGUGCAUUUGUUCAGAAGUCUAGACUAGAACCUGGGGAUAGAGCAGUAACCAGAAUACACCUAGAAGUUAGCUUAGCCGCUGUUCCUGUCUGCUGACCCUUCCACCGUUCACCGCUAAGACCUAACACCUAAUCCUAGAGCCCUCGAAGUGAUCCUCUGGCUCACCAUACCAGGUGCACGUCUAGGAACGUCAGAAAAACUGGCCUCCUUCCUGCUCGCCCGCACUUUUAAGGUCCGGUAGGGCAAUUGUGGUGCCGUUGUGCUGACCCUUGUGAAGAGGCCAGCGUUUUCAUGUGUCAGCUCCAAGAAAAGACCGUGUUUGUGUCUUUAGGAACUGACAUCUCCGUAAACGAGAAACCAGGGUACGCUCGUUUAGCACUUAGACGUGUUGAAAGUGUUCAUUUUCCUGAGAGGUGAAUUAAAGGGAAGGUCCUUAUCGAUCUUAUUUCCCAAGAAGGAAGAAAGAGACCCUUGAGGGUUGCUGUUGAAAAGCGUCGCCUGUCGCUUCUUAUUGAAUUAACCAGCUCGUUCCCUUCUGUGUAUCAACGUUCUUUUGUGAAUAGCGCUGAAGCGUGUUGCCUCUGGGAGGCUGUGAGAAUAUUUUCACCACCGCUAGUAUGACUUUAAUAUUAUGUAUGGUAUGUGACAGGAACAAUUAAAAUCCCUGAAGGUGGCCGUGGAAAAAUUUGAUGGGAGAUCGAAAGACUCAGCAAUGGGGGACACUGCCUCAUGCCUAGAGAACGGGACGUUUUGGCAAAUCUUACAACCCUGUGUAUUUUGUUUCAUUAACACAAUUAUGUAUCUUCUCUUUCACACACACACACACACACACACACACCCUCCAAAUAUUAUAUAUCUUUAUUUCGCCUAAUCCGUUUUAGUCAUCAGAUUUUACUUCUUUCAUUUCUUCCUUUUUUUUUUUUUUUUUUAAGUCUUUUUGCCUUUUCUAGGGCCGCUCCCACGGCACAUGGAGGGUCCCAGGCUAGGGGUCGAAUCGGAGCUGUAGCCACCAGCCUACGCCACAGCCAUAGCGACGCGGGAUCCGAGCCACAUCUGCAGCCUACACCACAGUUCAUGACGACGCCGGAUCCUUAACCCACUGAGCGAGGCCAGGGAUCGAACCUGCAACUUCAUGGUUCCUAGUCGGAUUCGUUAACCACUGCGCCACGACGGGAACUCCUCUUUCGUUUCCUUUGUGACUGAGAACAGAGGUUUGACCACAUACAUUCCCCUGUGCUUCUUCAGGGAAUGGGCUACAUUAUGAAGAUAAUAUUCACUUUCCGAUACCUCGAGAAACAGAGUCAUUUUCUGGGUCUGUGCUAAAUGGGAGCUCUUCCCUGACAAUUCGUUCCCUUAACUUUCUUUGACACACUCGGAUUUUCAUCAAGGCAGUGCUCAAAUGGUUUCCAUUUCUGCAGAGAGCAAAUCUCAGUAAUUUCCAUGCAGCGACUGGAAGUGUGUGACUUAUAACCAUGUUCAGGGAACACAAUUAAAAGAAAAAAACCUUCGUAACGCAAAGAGCCUCGUUUUGGAAAUCUCAAAGCCUUGCUCGUCCUCCACGGCCCACUGCAAUUGCCAUCACCAUCACCUUCCCCACCCCACAGGGUGGUCACUGAUAAAAUGGAUAGAAAAGAGUUUUGUAAUAUGCAGGUCCUUUAUGUGUCUAAAAGGGAAAGCUAUAUUUUAAGUCCCUACUACACACAGAAAAUCGUGCUCACUUAUGACCUCGAAUAAGCAUUUCAGCCAAAUGCAGGGCUUGGAGUCUGGAUCACUUGAUGGGUAAAAACAAAGUAGGGUUUUUUUUUGUUUUGUUUUGUUUUGUUUUUUUUUAAUAUUCUAGAACCAAAUUUGACUGUACCUUUGUGCCUGAGAAAGUUCUGACUCACCGGGGCUGAAUACAUAGAAAUAGGCUGGUUUACUCGGAGCGCCUUUUAAUGCAAAUAUUUAUUUGGCUCGCUGGAAACAGGAUUACAAUACCAGUCACUGGAGAAAAGGAGCUGUGCGGGCUGGGUGGGCAGAGCAAAAAAUGAACUGGGCAAUACCGUCACUUGGGGUGGAGUUUGGCCUGCCUGACCUAUGGCGACAGAAACAAUACUCUCAAUUGCAUUAUAAGGCCUUCCUUUGGGGACCUGGGUUAUUUAUUCAACACGGUGCCAAAUUAAUAGCAAAAUGACUAAGCCUCAUAUUCACCAAGGCCGGGUGAUUGGGGCAUAAACCUGGCAAGGAAAGCAGAUGAGAAGGCAGGCAAAGGGGUGGGUGGGGAAAGCUGGCUGCCUCGCAGCUCAGCAUCUCAGCCUGAGUUGUGGAGGCACGUUGAAGGCUGCUCAAGACCAGUCAUCUUCUUCAUGGGUUGUAUUGCUUCCUGGGACCACUAAUCCCAAACCACCCCUGAUUCAGCAACUUCUUGUCCUCCUCCUCUUUAAAGAGUACUUUCUGACUGGUCCCCAUCCCACCCCCCCCCAUCCCUGCCCCGCGUCUGCUUAAUCAUGUGACCCCCUUUCCGCCCGGGAGGGCAGGCUCUCUCCUUAUCUCGGCCAUCCAUGUCAGUUGGUGGCUAAGAGCUCCAGGCUCAGGAAGGCUGGACUCCCCUCCGGAUGGAAAGGGCGACCUCAAGGUCAGCAGCAGAAGGAGUGGGGCCCAUUCUGCCGUCAGCCCACUCCAGGGUGCAGCUGUUCACGAGAGGAGAGCAGCAGCUGCAUGCAACCCGCUUUUCCUCUACAAAGAACCCUGGUCAUUUUAUGUGUACUGUUGGGGGAGGGAAAAAAAAAAACCAAGCCCCAAACCCAAGUUCAUGCUACAUGAACUAUCUGGGCCUCCUGCAUUAUCAUAAAUCUCACAGAGGGGGUGCCCUCUCUCUCCUUGGGUCGUUCGUUCAUUGAAAGUGCUAAGGAAUUGAGGCCUGCCGGAUGAUGCCUCUGGGGGUGCAAAUAUAUUUGUUUUUGUUUGCUCAAAGGACUGAACCUUGUCAUUUCCGGGUGGACGUUUCCACAAACAGCCAAGUCCCCUCUCUGCAGAAUUUCCUGCAGCUGCUUUUGCUUUGUGUACCUGUUAAACGCCUCUGAACUGAAUUUGAAGCAAUUCUUUAAAAUGAAAACCAGAUCAUCCAUAUUUUGAUGCUCGGGUAGUGGGGAGAGGGCUGGGGAGGAGCAUGGUUCAAAGAGCAGGUGACCUUUUCUUUGUCUUCUUGCCUUUCUCCUCCGCACGACAUCCAGGAAGGAGAGGGAGGGAGGGAGAAAAGAUAGAGGAGGCUUGACUGUUGCAGACGGUGAAAACAAGGUUUGCAAGGACUUCCUGUUUGCUUCCUGUUUGGUUUUUGUUAGUCCCUGUAGGAAACUGUGUGUGUGUGUGUGUGUGUGUGUGUGUGUGUAAGAGAGACGGAGUUAAAGUCAGCAUCACAGAUGAAACGAAACCCAGCAUUUAACUCUUAAAUAUAUCUGAGUGAACAGGUAUAUGCAGGCCUAAAGUGAUGAAUGAAGGGCUCUUCAUUGUGUGUUAACUGCUCUCUAAUAAACUAGCACAUCAUUACUGAGGGUCCUAAGUUACACUUCUAGUUGUCUGUCUGAAGCAUUCAUUUUCAUUAAAACUUCUUCUCCCAGGUUAAAGCCAUUAAUAGCCAUCUGUAGACAAUAAUAAGAGAUGUGAGUUUCACAAAUAGAGUCGCACAUGUGAGCCGCAUAUGUCACUUGAAAAUUUUCUAGUAACCACAUUGCAGAAGUUUCCAAAACGUGAAAAUCAUUUUAAUAAUGUCGUGGAGUUACCUCAGUCUAGCCAAAAUAUCAUUUCAGCCUGUCAUCGCGAGACAGUUAUUGAGAUACUGGACAUUUGGGGGGACCGACUCUUCCCACUCUGGUGUGUCUUUUGCACGUCCUGCACAUCUCAGAUCACACUAGCCACACUGCACGUGCCCAAGAGCCACCCGUGGGGUGGCUACCGCACUGGACAGCAGGGCUGGCAUCCCUCUGCUGUCCCACAGUAUCGGAAGGUUCGCCUUCAGCACAUGCAUGUUUGCGUGGUUGCAUGAGAUGAUGGAAACCAAACAUCGCUUGCUGUUUGAGUCCUGCAGGGUUUCCCCAAAUGCAGAACACCGGGACCCAAAGAGCUGCCUUGUGGAGAAACAGAUGCAGUGAGAAAUAAGUUAGGAAGGCUCUAUUCCUGUACCCCCUUUUGGAGGGGUCCAUGGCGCGCUGAUGUAUCACACACCCUGAGCAAAUCCUUCUGGGUCAAGGAACCUGCUUGACGUUGUUGAGCUCUGUGUCUCUAAGACUCAACUCCCAAUCCUGGCUGUUACCUGGAUACCACUAUAAACCCACGCUUGGUCCGGCAUGGUACAUUUAUGGUAUGCUUAGAAUAGUAUUUUUUUUUUUUCCUACAGAGGUGUUUUAACACCCCUUGCCCCCGCCCCAGGCCCGUGAAAGAUACCAGAACAAUGGUUCUGUUCCCAAGUAUCAAGUCCUAUGAAUGAUCGUGGCCUCACAAAGACCCCAGGUCAUGUUUUAGGACACUCUGGGGGACAAGACGUCUGGAAAUUGCCACAAGUAUCUCUCCCUAAGAGAAACUUUGUAUCUUCGCCCUCCUUCUCCACUCUUGUUGGAGCUUCUCUCUUCUCAUUCUUUGUAUCCAGAAUCCCCUGAGAGCCAAGAUAAUGUGUUCUUGUUCUCCAACCAGUGCUAAACUGAAACCAGCAGAUAGAUGGCUGUGAUAUCUUGCAAGCGGGCCCAGAGCCACACACCUUCCUCUCAUUGUCUCAGUAAUGGUGAGCACCCUACCAACAGCAGGGGAGAAACGUCUGAAUGUGGAUAUGUGUGAACACAGAAUCCAGUUUCCUGAGUAGAGUAAAUACCGUUCCUGCUAAUGCUCUUUAAAAAAAAAAAAAAAAAUCUUGUGCGUGGUGUUCAUUUCCAUGCUUUAAUGUGUCCUCUGAUUGUAAACCGCGUAAAGUAGCUAUCUAUGACUUAGCAAUCAGCUUAGAGAAGAUACACACUCUGCUUACUGACUCUUGAUCUUCAGCGAAUGAUCUUUUUGCCUUUGUUUUCGUGAGACCUCUGAUGCUGCCCCAUAAGUUUUGUCUUACGAUCUGCGCUUAAGUGGCAAUUACCAAUUAAAUACCUGCUGUCGCUGAACUUGGUCCCCGUUAACCCUCCUAUGUGGAUGUGUUCAAAUAAGAAGAGUGAUUUAAAUGAUCAGUUCUGUCUGUUUUUUAGGACUUUCGUAUUUCAAUAUUAGAGAUGUCUUCUGAAAACUAUAGCAGCGGUAGAAUCCCUUAGCUCUUGAAAAUGCAAAGUAUGCCAUGAGUUUUAUGUAGACUUUCCAGAAGUAGGAGCGAACAGUCUAAGUGCAAAAGUUAGGGUGUAGAAUCUAUCUGAUUAGGAAGGGCAGUCCGUUCUCUAAAAAGGUUACAGCCUUCCCGACUUUGAACAUCUGGGGGAGCUCUACUAAGAAAGAAAGUCUGAAUUGGAAUCUUAGGGAGUCAAUGGCGCUAAAUUAACACAAAAUUUUUAAAUGGAUUUAGUAGAAUCCCAUUAUUAGGGGAAAUCACUUUGCAGAGCCAUAUACUGGGGAAUAGUCAAGCACCACAUGUUGGUUUUGGAAUGUGCAUUUCGCAAGGGUAAUAGAAUUUACUUCAUCAAAAAAGAUUUUUUUGCACAAUUCACAAUACUUACAGAAAUAUGACUGUAUCAUUGGAGGGAAAAAACUCACCUCCCUAAUGAUACAUUUCACAUACACUGGUAAACUAGUGCAAUUCCUUAUUUAUUUGGGGUGGAUACAAAACAAUAAUCUGUCCAUAGACUAUAACUGCUUAUUCCUAACUGUAUUUAGAAAUGAAUACAUACUAUGAAUGUACUAUUGAAUGUUGAAGAACUGCUCAAUAAAUUAGUAUUAAUAAAAUUGUACUCUUGGCAAUUCAUUCGCCUCAGCACAAAUGCAGAGUUAAAAACCUGUUUAUUAUAAAAGACUCCAAAUCAUAGAUUACUAUGACUUUAAAAUUCUAAUUUCCAAUAGCACUGAAUCCAACCCAAGUUAUGUGUUGUAUAUAACUAAAAUUUUGAAAGUCUUGCACCCAAGAGGCUUCUUCAGAAAUGCCCCCCCCUUUUGCCCACAACAGAUUCUAUGACAUACUGCUAAUUAUUAUAUUUCUUUAGGGGUACUUUGAGGCACUUUCAAAGACACAUCUGUAGCAGUUAGGUCUAAAUUUAGGGCAGAACAUUCUGUCAGAUAUUUUACUAUAUCACAAAAUGUUAAGACUACUGUAUUUUAUAAUAAAACCAAAUUCUCAAAUACUCUGGUAAUAUGACAUAUUAUUAUACCAAAAAAACCACUUUCUAGAAGCCUAUUAUCGUGUCCUUAAUCUUUUAAGAAAAUAAUGGGUAUUUCAGUCCUAGCAAGAAAGUCAAAUGCAGUACAUGUCAUUAAAUCGAUCUUUAGUCAAAAUCCAUCUAGGCAUUUGACAGGGAAACUAGCAAACAUAAGCUCGAAUGUAUCCAUUGUUCUCAAGGACACAAUGGCAAACGAUAAUACACAAAGACAUGGUCACUGAGGCAAGUCAGGCGGUGUGCAGACCGAGAAGGAUCAACUUGCCAAUGCUCAUCAGAUUGUAGCUUUUGCUUUUGGUGGUUCCUGGCAGGGGAAGUGCUACAGACCGUGGGUGUUGUCUUCCCUUCAUGUGGGAAAUUUCUUUGCUCACAGCCAGUGCAGGGUAUAAUGAAAUCUCUUUGGAAGCAGGGUUGAGUCAGAAGCUUAGAGAUGCACCUUACUGUCUUUAAAACGGCUGUUCCAAUGUUCAAAACACUGUGAUCCUUCCAAAUGUGUUUUCUGUAUUCGUUUUGUACUGCAGGAAAUAAACUGGACUCUAUAGCGUUUGAAGCAAUGUUAUUUAUUGGCUUAUCACCCCCCCCGCAUAUUUAUGUACAAUCUCCUCAAUAAGAUAAAACCUGUGCUACUCCUUUGCCUUAAAAAUGAAAUCCAAUGCUAAAUAGUGUGUGCUCCAAUUAAUAAUUUUUAAGCUACAAGUUCUUUUUCCUCUAAAGCGUAAGACAGUGUCAAAUAAAAUAUUACACAAAUA